Pseudopodoces humilis (Tibetan ground-tit) is the source of this 953-nucleotide messenger RNA. The record is from RefSeq and is a predicted model, not a curated record. Lineage: Eukaryota; Metazoa; Chordata; Aves; Passeriformes; Paridae.
GGCACGGCGGGCAGCGAGGUGACGGCCACCGAGGCCAUGUCCACCCUGGUCACCUACGUGGAGCCCGUCAAGUUCAAAUCCUUCCAGGCUGCCCAGAAGCGCAACAGGAGCUUCGAGAUGUCGUCGUUCGUGGAGACGAAGGGGCUGGAGCAGCUCACCAAGAGCCCCCUGGAGUUCGUCGAGUACAACAAGCGGCAGCUGAGCCGGGUUUACCCCAAGGGGACUCGCGUGGAUUCCUCCAACUUCCACCCGCAGCUCUUCUGGAACGCCGGGGUGCAGAUGGCAGCGCUCAACUUCCAGAGCCUCGACGUGCCCCUGCAGCUGAACCUGGCGCUGUUCGAGGCCAACGCGGGCUCGGGGUUCCUGCUGAAGCCGGAGCCGCUGCGGCGCCCGGACAAAUCCUUCGACCCCUUCGCCGAGGAGCGGCUGGACGGCAUCGUGGCCAACACCCUGCACGUGCAGGUUGUGCUCCCGGCUCUCGCCUCUCUCCGUGUGGCCGCCUAUGAGGAGGGCGGGCGGCUCCUGGGCCAGCGCGUGCUGCCCGUGGCCACCCUGAGAUCAGAUUACGCCGAGGCCCUGAGUAACCCCAUCCGCCACCAAACCCUGCUGGGGCAGCGCCAGCGGCGGCUGCGGGCACUGCUGGGGGACCCCGAGGUGUCCCCGGAGCCGCUGGAGGCGCUCAGGCAGCACCGGGGGUACCUGAAGCUGCUCAAGCGGCAGCGCCGGGACCUGGAGCGGCUCCGCAAGAAACACCUGAGGCGGCUCCUGGCGCUGCACCGGCGCAGCGCGGGCCCGGAGGGGGCGGGGCCGCUGCUGCAGCUGCGGGAGGAGCAAAAACAGCGAGAGCUGGGGAGGAGACGGGAACAGCUCCGGGAGGCCCAGCAGCGGCUCCAGGAGGUGGCGAUGGAGGCUCAGCAGGCCCAGCUCAAACGGCUGCGCCAAACCAGUGAGAG